GUCUUACUCCAAGGAGGAUCGUCAACUUCAACCAUCGCCCUCGAGUGGGCCUUCACCCUUCUGCUCGAAAACCCAGAAACCCUCAUAAAGGCCCAAUCCGAAAUCGACGCCAACGUGGGCCACGGCCGCCUCAUCUCCGAAUCUGACGUGGCGGCGCUUCCGUAUCUCCGCCACGUCGUCCUCGAAACGCUCCGCCUCCACCCCCCGGUGUCGAUGUUGAUGCCCCAUCGCUCCUCCGCCGAGUGCGCCGUCGGCGGGCACAGAGUUCCGGCGGGGACCAUCCUGUUGGUCAACAUAUGGGAGAUCCACCACAGCCCAAAUGUGUGGGCCGACCCGGAGAGGUUCAGGCCCGAGAGGUUCGAACUGUUUGACGGGAAGAAGGAGUUGGGCUUUAAGUUUUUCCCGUUUGGGUCUGGGAGGCGGGCCUGCCCGGGUGAGAAUUUGGGUCUUUUGACACUAGGGUUGGGCCUGGGCUCGUUGAUCCAGUGCUUUGAUUGGGAGAAAGUUGGGGAGAUUGAUAUGAGUGAAGGGGCGGGUACCACAACGCCCAAGGUCCAACCUUUGAUGGCUAAAUGUAGCCCACGUCCGUUUAUAACUAAUUUUCUGUCUUGA
Messenger RNA from Striga hermonthica, 612 nucleotides. NCBI's taxonomy places the organism in Eukaryota, Viridiplantae, Streptophyta, Magnoliopsida, Lamiales, Orobanchaceae. The record is from the annotation of a GenBank genome assembly.